UAGACGUCACCCCUAUAGGGGAAUUGAGCGUCACUGCAGAAUUGUACAUUCAUCGAGAUCGCUGUAUUUUUCGGACCUUUUUGUUAGCGUUCGAGAUUUCGUGGACGACUCUAUCGACGGUGUUGAACUUUGAGUAGAUUCGUUUCAUCGAAAUCCUUCGUUCGAUUUUGGAAGUCGGCGUAUUAUUAAUCAGCGCGUUGAUCAGUCCGCCUUUCAAGCACUAAUAAUCAGACAUUUUCGGCACAUGAAUGUGCAAAACUGAGUAGAUUUCAAGCUGUGUAAACUCCAUUGGAAUCGCAUGAGAACAAACGAGUGCUCAACAAAAUCGGCAGUCUUGUAUUUUUUUGCGGAGCUCUCUGUUGAAAUUUAAAUUGAUGCGCCACUUGGAGCUUGAGGAAAUUCAUUAACAGAUGACCUAACACUAGAAAAAACUCGCUUAAGGUGCACGGGAAGAGCUGGAGGAUAAUCAUGGCCAAGUUUUUGGACAAAGAUCCUUUCAGUUACGAACGGGAGAAAAGGGAAUUUCUCCAUGCACUUCGACAGUAUCAUGCUACAAAAGGGGUACAGCCGGCUAUGUUCCGGAUGCCCAAAGUGUCUGGCAGAGACUUGGAUUUGUACCUGCUCUAUUCCAAAGUUGUUUCGCUCGGAGGAGUUGUGAAGGUAACCAAUGAACAUAAAUGGGAUAUCGUUAGCGAGGUAUUAGGGUUUCCUCCUGGCUGCAGUCAGAUUGGCUAUGUCAUUAGACAACACUAUCUUAGAUACCUUGAGGCUUAUGAGAAAGUCCAUUUCAAAGGAGAAGAUGAUGAUGAAAGGAGAGGGACAGUAAUCAGACCGCAUACCCCUAUCAGCUUUGCUUACAGGAGAGAAAUAUCAGACAAAAUCAGACAGACACAUGGCUUCGCCAAGGAGAAAUGUCGGACGUCGGAGUACGACCGAAUACUCCAUUCUCUCCAGUCUGGUCUCCCCAAUGAAGUGGACUUCGCCAUCAACAUCUGCACGCUGCUCUCCAACGAAGGCAAGCACGUCAUCCACUUGGAGAAAGUCCCGAUGCUCAUCGACCUCCUUCUCGCACAUGCAGGCAUCUUCUAUGAAGGGACGGGAAGUUUGAGGAAGCUGUACGAAGAAGACUGGGUUGAGAAGACGAGAAGAAAGUUUGUACAGUUCUGGUAUGACACUAUCAGUGACAAAGAAGUCAGGGAGGUCAUCGGCCCAGGAUCAAAGAAACCCGAAGAUAAGCGACAAUACAAAGAUGUAGAGCUGUUUGCAGUUAGAAAGAUGGGUCUUUCUGAUGUAGAAGGCCAAAGGAUACUACAGAUUGCAAUCAUCUUCAGAAACUUGUCAUUUGAAAGCCAUCACAUAAGCACCAUGGCUAGUCAUCGGACACUGUACAGAUUUUUAUUACUCCUGGCACAUAACUCCUGCACAAUGCUACAACAACUGGGCAUGGACACACUCACUAAUAUAUGCAAUCAAGUUGUCCUAGAUUCCAUAGAUUAUGUCAGUACACAACUCAUGCUGCAUACGAUCCAUAAAGGUCUACUUUCACAAUCCGACAAGUUCGUCACCCUAAGAUCAAUGGAGCUUAUAGAGAAGCUGAUGAUGGUCGACAACAACCUUGAUCUGUUUCAACGGUGCAUGGAGCCAACCAUCUACGUCAAGAUUGUCAACCUCCUCACCAUACACGACAUACAGCUGCUGCUGGGGGCGCUAGAGGUCAUGUUGGUCAUGUCGGAGAGGGAGGAGCCCUUCUGCACGCGCCUAUCGAGCGUCCACCAUAGCAUAGAUGUACUGGUAUGCCUGAUAACAUUGGAUGCCCAGUCAUUAGGUGCUGAUGCCUUCCUAGGGAUCAAGAUCGUUGAUCACGUACCAGAUGGUAUCCACCAUCCCAUCGUCACUAUGGGUAAACCAGGGGCGACGCCCAACAACCCCCCUCAACCUCCUGCCAAGCUCCAGACUCCACCAGCUGCCCAACUACCAAGACCUCCUCUAGUGCCGUCAAACUCUUCAGCUUCGCCCACCCCACCCCCACCAGCCCAGGGAGGCCAACCAAUAAAGGAUGCUGAUAUGGAAAGUUUAGCCUGUCAGUGGUUGGGCGCACAUUAUGACUUAGACCCUGGGGCAUCAAUCACCAACAUAGAUCUCUACGCAGAGUACCUCUCAGCCUGUGGCAAGAUCAUGGGCCGGAACAUCCUCAACUCAAACGACUUCAUGCGAUGCGUCAAGAUUGUCUUUCCUGCAGUGGAAGGCAAGAAAACAGAUAGUGAGGCGGGUCCUCAGUUCCUGAUUGCUGGCAUCAAAAGAAGGCGUGUCCCGUUACCAUGGAAAUGGCAACCAAGCCAGAGUGCCCCCUCCCCUGGUGGUAAUAUGACGGCUUCAGCCAUGAUUGCCAGGAUGGCUCAAAGACACUCUCCAUCUCCUACAGUAUCACCAAGCCCUCCUCCUCCCAAGGGUGGCACCUUUCAUCAAGGUAUUCCUCCGGGUGUUCCCCCUGGCAUUCCCCAAAGACAGCUUGUUGCACCGCCUUCUGGACUCCCUUCUGUUCAGCUGCCCGGUCAGGUCCAUGGACAAAUACCAGGACACAUCCACGCACCAGUGAUGCAGUCUCAUCCUCCAAACGGGCAAGGACCAACACCUGGACAGAUUCUUGGCCAAACUGGACAGCUGCCUUCUCAGAUACAGAUUCAUACAUCAAUGGGUGGUCAAGUGAGCCAAGGGGGGCCAGUGAUGACUCCUAGAGCGGUUGUGCCCAGCACGCUGGCACCAGCCAUGCAACCGCAAGUUGUGCCACAACCACAAGUAAUGCAGCCUCAGAUGGGACAGGUUCCUCAAGGAACUGUUGCAGGGUCUCUUCCGGGAUCCGUUGCUGGGACUCUUCCUGGAGUUUUGCCUGGAACUGUGCCAAGUAUAGGACAAAAUCCUCAACAGGGAAGCUAUACAGUGGGUGGGAAUCAGAUACAGCGACCUGAAGUAAUGCAGCAGCAGUUACCGCAGGGAACUCCACUGCAACAACCAGUACCACAAUCAUCUCAGGGAGAAAAUGUCAGUGUUGCAGAUAUCGUUGCAGGAAACAUGAGAGUUCCUCAGCAACAGUUGAACUUUGGCUUGCAACAAACCAAUGGCAAGCCUGUUAAUGGACAAAUGGGCCCAGCUCAAUCAGUAAAUGGACCUCAGAAUUAUGUUGGAACACCCACAGCAGUGUCAUCAAAUCCUUCUACUGUGCCCAGUGGUAUUGUAUCGCAAGCUGAAAUUACUAUGCCUCCACAAACAAACAUGAGUGUUCCAUCGCCUGCUCAUCUGCAGGAGCAGAGUGAAGGAAUAUCUGUUCCGACAGGAAACGGACAACACCAUAUUCAAUCUGAUACAAAUUCAGAGUCAAGCAUUGAAUUGAACUCUAAAAGCAGGAGCCGAAACGGUAGUGGGAAAUCGGCGAAGAAAUCCCCAUCAAGACAAUCAAGUAAGAGUCCAAGCAGAGGAUCUGGAGGAGUGGAGAAAUCUCCUAAUCCUUCUGCUGAGGAUGCAACCACUGAGAAGUGCAAACCCCCUCUCAAAGUUCCACUGCCAGAUGGUGAGGUUAGAAUAGAAAAGAUUCCUAAUAUGCAUGCUGUCGGGGUGGAGGAUGAUGAUGAGGAUGCUGAGGACAGGACAGAUCUCGCAGAAGGUAUCGUUCGCCAGAUUGCAGGCUCCCCCGUCCUCAACCAAAGUUCCUGCAGCAUUCCAAUGGAAGAAAAUGAGAGCAUGAUGUCUGAGACAGAUACUGUAGAGGAUGAGAGAUCUCAGACACCGAAGAUGAACGGGGAGACGUCAACACCUGAUCUGCCUCAACCUCAGCAGAUGCAAGGUUUGGUUUCAACUGUCCCAGAAUCUGUCGGUAAUAAUCAAGCAGGUGUCUUUAGCCAACCACAACAGCAGACAAAGGCACAGGUUACCCAACAAUUCCAAUUGGCCAAUAGCAAUAAACAACCAGCAACUAGUGGAAUGGCAACACAAGCUCAACCACAGCAACAGUAUGUUAUUCAACAGCAGAUUCCCACACAGGCUGUAGUCUCCAGAGGUGUUGUCAAUGUUCAGAUGCAUGGUAACCAGGCAGUUCUGCAGACUCAGGCUGGAAAUAUGGUUCAGAGUCAUCCAGUGAGCAUGUCAACAGGAACCGUGGUUGGAAACUCGCAGGGUACAGUCAUUCAGACCCAAGGGGGCAGCUAUGUUCAAGUUCAACCACAGAUUCAAAUGCAAGGCCAUCAAACAGUCAUUCAUAACCAGACAAACUUCCAAGGACAGCAGUUCCAGACGCAAGUGCCUCUGCAAGUGACGUUAGUACAGCAGCCUCCAGGACAAAGUCAGGGUCAGCAGCAAGUCCAGCAGCAGCAGGUCAGUGUGGUAACAGGUGUCCAACAUCUACAACCUGGCCAGACAAUGAUCAUGACCAACACCAACAGUAAACAACAAGGAAACUUUGCCCAGGCUACCAUUCUCUCCCAGACUCCUGGACAGCUUGUGGUGCAGAAUGUAAGUGCUCCUCCUAGAACUGGCCCAAAGCCGAUUCUACCACAGCCGCCACCUGUUUCUACUAUGGCUCAGGCACCAAGAGCUAUUUACCCACAACCUGCACAUUUUCAUGGAACUCAGAAUAUCCAGAUCGCACAACCCAUUCAGUCUCACCAGGUCCAUGCAACGAGUGUCGCUCAGGUUCAAGGGAAUGCUCAAAAUGUGCAGAUAGCACGCUUUCCAGGUAUGCAGAGAUUACAAGGCCCCCUGAGCCCUACAAACAGAGAUUCUCCUCUCAUUAAACGGUUGCUUCAGCAAGGACCAGCUCUUCAGGCCACCGGUGGACAGCAGCAGCUACAAGUGAUACAGCCUCAGCAGGGACAGAUAGUGCUAAAUGCCAUUGGACAAUCACAAGGUGCUCCUAUGACUGUUCAAACUCAAGGUCAGACCAUGCCUUUGUCCCAUGUCCAAGUGGUCACCCAGUUCCCUCAAGGAAUGACUGUCCAGUCAUCUCCAACCAUUGGAAACAUUCCGCAGAUCCAGCUUCAUCACCAACCCAUCCUGCCGGCCCCACCAGGUACCACAAGCCCCAAUGUCAACAUGAAGGAUACAAAGUCCAAGAAAAACAAAUCAAAGCAUAAAAAGAAAGACAAAGACAAGGACAAGGAACGCGAGAAGAACAAAAACGGAAGUGUGAAGAAUGAUCAGAACAAAGUCCCUGAAAGCCAAGUGGCUGCAAACGGUGAGAAGGACAGUGGUAAAGGUGGGUAUUCAAUCAAUGUGAUAUCGGAGGAGGGUGAUAAGAAAGUUGUAGGGGUUGUUUGCAAUGGCUUGCCUGUACCUGUAGGCACAAGGACGGAUUCCGGUGAAUGCAAUAACUCUGUAGAUUCUCCGAAUCAAGACACCCCGACUAAACAAGGACUGCCUAAUGGUUAUAUGAAUGAUAAACUUCAUAGUGGGAUCAAACUAGCCAAGGAUGGCAUCGCUUCCAAAGACAUUGAAUCUCUCUUGAAGAAAACUCCUCAAACAAUUGGCGAUAAAGUAGACAGUGUGGUGGAACAAAUGAAAAGGGACAUGUCUUCUUCAGCGGAAAAUGGCAUCCUCGCGGAUAAGUUGGGAAAACCAGUUUUAAAUCAUGUGUUAAAUGGUGAUAUGGGAUCACACGCAGAACCCUCUUUGCUCAAAGACAAUUAUGAUAGUAAUAAAACUGUGAGUGACAGACUCGAUAAGCUCCUACAUGGAGCAGUACCAAACCUUAGCCAACCUAACAUUCCAAAUGCCAGUACUCCUAACCCCAAGUCUCUGGUGGCCUUCUGCCACGAGAUCCGCCCCAGCUUUCCCAGUACCGUGCCUUCCGUCACUGUCGGUGCAGUGGCCAAUGCUAAUAACAACAACCAGCAAACUUCAUGUCAGUCAGUGCCUCUCUCCACCUCGCUGUCUGGUGACACCCAGACAAGUUCCGCUGCCUCAAACAGGACUCAAAGCUCAGUCGACCCGACGAGCAGUUCCGAGGCAAGGGUGACCACUUCUUCCUCACAAGUGGCGACGUCUGCCCCUCUAGCUUCAUCUACCUCAACGCAAUCUUCCUUGCCUCUGCCGGCGCAGCAGCCACCUUCUCCGUUAACCGUGCAAGUAUCUAGCCCUUCCACUGCCUCCCCAUGCUUCAAGCGACCCAUCGAUGACGUUCUGUCAUCACCAGACCCCAAGCAAUCAACAAACCCAGCACCCUCACCGACAACUCCAGCUCCUACGCCGCCUUCACCAUCAACACCCCGGUCUGGUAAGAAGAGGAGGCGGCAUUCGUCGUCGUCAUCUACGUCAAGUUCAAGUCGGAAGUCUGGUAGUGUUAGCGGGAAAUCAGCACCUGUGGUUCAAAAGUACAUCUGUGAAUGGAAAGGUUGUUGCAGGAAGCUUGUGUCUGCCAAGGCUCUUCACACUCAUACGUGUCUGGCCCAUGUCCUGACAAUCAAUUACAGGGGUAUCUGUGAAUGGGAUGGAUGCGAUCGUAUUCAGAGGCAACGUUGGUCUGUUGUUAGCCACAUUAUGGAGAAGCACUGUUCUGAGCAGGCCAUCCAAGCAUCAAUGGACAAGCGAGCUCAGCGUGCCGCCCAGCCCACUCCUCCGCCUUCACAAGACUCCUCCCCUCAACCUCCUCCAAUCAUCUACAACGCACACACUGCAUACCAUGCAAUACGAAGAAGCCUCAAUACACCUUCACUCAAUGAGUUCUUGGGUGAAAAUGAAGGCCCUGUCACAAAGAGUAUACGACUGACGGCAGCUCUUAUCUUGAAGAACAUUGCAUCGCAUUCAGCCUUAGGAAGAAGGGAGAUCCGAAAACAUGAGCUCCUUCUGGCUCGCCUGGCUAUCAGCAACACGGAAUCAUCCACAACGUUGGCCAAGUGCUUGAACAAACUGGUUAUGGACUCAUGACACCAGCUGAGCUUCCAGGAAGGUGAAGAACAUUGAGACAGUGUGGCUAUGUGAGCAAACAAGCAACUCAAGUAUUCUUGAUACUGCAGAAGGUGUUGUAGAUCAACUGCUUGAAGAAUAAGUGACAACUUGUGAGGUGGCUGAUAUCUGUUGGGAGGCCACCUGGGCACAACUAGUCUAGAAUCCUUGAUGCUGUAGAAGGUCUUUGUAGAUCAACUGCUUGCUUAAUGAGUGGCAACUUCUGGGGUUCCCUUCUGAGUACAACUGCCCUAGGAUCUUUGAUACUGGAGAAGCAGAUUAAUCAUAAGAAGAAUGGUUGACAACUUCUGAAGUGGCCAAGGAAUGCUCAGGGGCUGUCUGGCACAACUACUUCAGAAGUGUUGAUAGUGUGAAGUUCCUGAAAUCCAUUGCUUGAAGAAUAAGUGACAGCCUCUGAGGUGGCUGAAAUUUUUUUUCGAGGCCACUUGAUCACAACUACUCAGAAAUCCUUGAUGCUGCUAACUUUCCUGAAGAACAAUUGCUUGAAGAAUGAGUGACGACUUAUUACGUGGCAAGAAUACACUUAGAGACCAUCUGGGUGCAGCUACUCUAAAAUCUGUGAUACUGUAGUUCUUGUAGAUCUGCUGCUUGAAAUAGAAUUUAAAGUGGUGAUGACCCGAGUUGGCAAAGGUCACACUGGGAGGCUAUUCAGGUCCAACAACUUCAAAAUCCUUGACCCUGAAAGGUUCUUGCACAUGUAAUUCAGUUGAUUCCAGAAUAAGUAUUUACUGAUACUUACAUAGCGAGACAGCACAAUAGGAAACUUUUUCUGUAUAACACUCCAGAAUUAAGGAUGCUUCUGAAGUUUUGUACAUCAAUUGCUCCUAGCAGAUAAAAGAUUGGGGUUAUUGGGGUUAAAAAAAAAUAUUUUCUUAAUACUCAAGAAGAUUCCUCACCUCGGUAUCUUGAAGAAGCUUUUUUGGUCAUGGAUUUAUGUAGGCUGCUAGGAUGUACAGUCAGCCAGAAUGGUCACAUAAAAUAACUCAAGAAUUCUUGCAAAAGCAUAGGGCAAAAGAAGAUAUUGAUGAGCACUUGUUUUUCGAUUGCCUGAAGCAAUGGGUUUCGGAGUGGGGACGGCACAACAGAUAUAACGACAAAUAAUCUUGAAAUCUUGAGAAUAGACCCUCUUGUCAACAUUGAUUUCAAAACUUCAAACCAACCAUUGCCAAAAGUAUUUUGGUAGGAUGCCAUACACCUAUCAUAACCCUUUAUCAUAAAGUUUUGCAAUAAAUCGUGGGGCUAAUUUAUGUGAUUGAUCAUGCACAAUAAUCAAUGCAAUUGAUCAUAGAAAUCUGGUGGGUGUUCAUGUAAGUUGUCGGCACUGACUAAAUUGUCAGUGCUGCCUAUUUCAGUGAAAUCCUCGCUUUUCAUUGGCUGAGAAGCUCUGGCCUCUGACUGUUGCUAUGGUAACUGUCGGAGGAAGACAUCCCGUCAGCGCUGACAACUUCCAUGAAACAGUCCCCUGCUUUACGAUCAAUCGCCAAGCUUUAUGUUACGGGGCACAGGCUAUUCCUUCCUUUCAGCAAUAAUUUCUAAAGACAGAGUUAACCCAGGAAAAAACAUCCUGUCUCAGUCUCCAAAUUUCUUCCAUUCACACUUAUUUCUUGAUAAUAAAUUGUUUUCUACAUAUCUUUAAAUGGUAAAUUGAGUUCUGGCAAUGUCUUCUUAACAGAUGAAACUGUCUGAACCCAUGUGUGGAUGGCAAAGGAGUAAUGAUAAGUGAUAGCGCACAAGUACUUACCAUGACUUUUAUUCUAGACUAAGAAUUUCAUAGGUAUAGCCACUCAAGUCUGAUUUGAGAACAUGAUUGCAGUUAAAAUGAAAUUCAUGUUAACUUUGUUUGGAGCAAUCAAUUUCAUAACACUCAUCAUUCGGAAUUGGGUGAAGUUUUUGACAAAUCUGUCCUCUACCAUACUAUUAAUCCAUUCAGUAGCAUAUAACAGUUAGAAGUAACUCUAUGCCAAGAAGUUUAAAGCGUGAUCAUGAUGCCCAGUCUAUGUGUAUGAUGUCACGUUCACCAAGAGAACAACCGGCAUCUGAUGAUCAUGUGCGGGUUGUUUCCACAAAUACACAGAAUAUGAAUGUUUAAAAACAUGCACGGUACUUACCAGUUUCUCCCCGAAAAUAUCCAGUGAGAAAAUACCGUAAUUAGAGAUGCAUUGACUUGUUCAAUAGACUUAUGAUUUUAAUGAUCGUAGCAUGGAUGGCCAUGUGACGGUUACAAUUCCUGAAUCUAAAAUGAAAUGCUUCUUUCCUAUAGUAUGCUGAGAGCAAAAAGGAUGUAAUAAACCUCUUUUCUCGGAGCUACUACCUUUCAGCUCUAAGUAGUUGAUCUUCAAGAUGAUCUUUAAGUUGUUCUUCACUGUACCUUGGUAUACCAAGUUUCUUCUAAUGUCUUUCGGUAGUUUAGGGGAGCAAUGACUGUAAAUUACCAAUGUACAAAAUCAUCUCUUAAGUUAUGUGGAAUUACCACGAGCUGCAUAAAAUGUACAUAAUUUCUACCAUAGCACUAUCAGAAAGGACCAACAAAUUUUUUUAUUACAAAUGUUGUGAUGAGGUGUAAAAAAAAUGAAGUGUUAUUUAUGACAGAUGAAUGUGUAUCUUUGAUCAUUUCUUUGUUAUGUUUUUUUUGGUUUUUUUUUCCAUGAUUUAUUUGUGAGAAGGAAAAGGGCAAUUCCAUAAAGUAUGCACAUGUAUGCUAGACUCCCUUAUAUGUUGGUAGGAUCUACCUGAAAUGAUAUGCUUCUAGUUCGAAGACAAAUGAAAUGUCGUAAUGCUCUCAAAAUGUAAGGGGUUGAGCAGUUUAUUAAGUACGUAAUAAAAAGAAAUGAUAAUAUAGGAUUUGUAUAGCGCACGUAUCCACCUUGUUAGGUGCUCAAGGCGCUCCUGUAUUACCUCGGUUAAGCUAGUCUACUGAUUCCAGUGCUCACAACGUUUUGAGGAAUUACUUCCUGCUGGUACCCAUUUACCUCACCUGGGGUUGAGUGCCGCACAAUGUGGUUAAUUUCUUGCUGAAGGAAAACACGCCAUGGCUGGGAAUCCAACCCACGCCUCUUAAGAUUGAAAGACGAGUCUUAACCAAUAGACUAUGGUGUAAGUUAUAUUUGGGGUUGGGACUUACCAAACAGUUGAAUAUUUUAUGGAAUCGCCCGUAAGAGGGUUUCAAUGUAGAUCAUAUGUGUGCCAUUAUGUCAACAAAUAUGUCAAGUUAUAAUUAUUUUGUUGGAUUUUGUAAGAAUUUCCUAGUUGAUUUUUGUAUGGUUUUCUAAUGUCUUUGUCUUAAAUGUCAUUGCGUUUUUGUUUCAUUCUUAAAUUGAGAUUAUUUGAUGAGUAAUGUCAUGGCUGCGUUUAUGCUUAUGUUUUUAACGUAGAAUGAGCAUUUUGAAACUUGCACUGUAGCUAUUUAAAGCAAGCUCUUCGACCCAAUUUUAGGGGGCUCGGGAGAAACAAGUUCUAAAAACAUGCAUUGCGUGUGCUAUAUAGGUUUCAACCUAGAUAGCACUUGUUUGUGACAGCAAUUACGAUGCGUUUUCACCUUUCACAAUUUUCCAUAAAUGUGAAAUUGAGAAAGAAUGCUUUUAAGAAACACAUUUUGAAACGCUCAUUCUAGCCAAGAACAAUUAAGUAUAAAUGCACCCAAGAUACAUUUGGUGUGUGAAAGAAAUUCAGAUAAGUGUAAUUAAUGUAAAAAAUAAUUAUUUAUUUACCCCCACCCCCUCCCCACCCAAAUGAAUAGACCAUAUACUAUAAACAUUAUGUUCCCCAAAUGUAAGAUUUCUUAAUGUUACCCUCCUACCACCUAGUUUUUACAAUGACAGUACAGUACACUGAAUCGCAACAAUAAAUCAGUGGAACAUAGAGAAUAUUCCAGAUGAUGAAUUAUAGUAUUGCUGGCCUUCCAUAGUUAGGCUGGAAUCAAACUUAACUUAAACUAUGGAAAGCCAAUAAGCAAUUUGAAUCUACCCACUCCCUUUGAAAAUAGGUUCUGCAGGUGGAUUAUAACAAUUGAAAUUGAUUGUAAAGAAGUUGUAGACCGUCUUGAAAUUGAUUCAUAUCAUGUAGCAUUGAUUUUAGAUAUUAAUUGAUCAGCUACAUAGUGGAUCCCUGUCCAAAUUCAAUAAUUCAGUAAUCAACCUGUUAAAUAGAUAACAACCCCUCUCCUAACUCCCCCCCCCCCAACAAUCAAACACCUUGAGUUAUGAUGUAUAUUAAAAGUAUUGCAACCAAAUAUUACUGCCCUAUUACAGUUCAUUGACUUAGUUAAAGAAAUAUCUGGAUAUGUUUGAUACAAAAUAUCUUAACAUAUUCCUGUUUUGUCAGUAAAUCAUAUACCUAUUUAAGCCAUAAUUAUUGUUUCUUUUCCAUGAGUAAUAGUUUUGUAACAGUAGUGAAAAGGAGGCAUGCAUCUUUUGACAUGAGGGUGAUUUGUAUGGUAUUUAUUUUUGAAGAGCUGUUUGGGCAUUAGUACAUUCCAGUGUUGUACAGAGAAACAAAAGUGAUGUAUAUUUAUUUCCUCUAA
Lytechinus variegatus (green sea urchin) is the source of this 11470-nucleotide messenger RNA. RefSeq names its product AT-rich interactive domain-containing protein 2-like (gene arid2). Lineage: Eukaryota; Metazoa; Echinodermata; Echinoidea; Temnopleuroida; Toxopneustidae. Gene Ontology annotation, molecular function: DNA binding. Gene Ontology annotation, cellular component: SWI/SNF superfamily-type complex. Gene Ontology annotation, biological process: regulation of DNA-templated transcription. The record is from RefSeq and is a predicted model, not a curated record.